AUGAUGCCCAAUGCUUUAAGCAAAUGGGAAGAAACCAGUUUAUCCUUUCGGCCAUCUGAAAUCGCCAGGAAAACUCGGGAAAUGAAACCACACACGCCGACAAACCAAUCCUUCCAUCCGAUAUCUUGGACAUCAUGUAAUAAUAACAACAAGCAAGCUUUCCAGCAGAAACACAUUGAAUAUGUCUGCAAGAAGGUCUCUGAUCUGAUGAAGAACUACAAGCCGACAUUCAAAGAUAGCAAACCAAAAGACUGCAUUAAGAAUAUAACACCACCUCCAACUGACAGGAUGACAGACAAACCUUCUCCUGCAGCUGCAACACAAACAAGAAAAGAGAGUACUCAAGAAUCACACACCAAUUCCAGCGAUGCUCCAUCCCGACAAAGCAGCUCGGCGAGCUUAGUGCAUGGGGAAGAGUUCAGGAUUGAAUGGGAUGAUGCUCAGAGCACACAAAGAGCCGAAGCACUGGAAUCAUUGUUAGAGAUCUGUGCAAGCCUGCUCAGACGUGAACGGUUCGAGGAACUAGAAGGUGUGCUGAAACCCUUUGGCGAAGAAGCUGUGUCGUCCAGAGAAACAGCAAUUUGGUUAACAAAAAGUCUCAUGAAAGUACAUAAGAAAAGAAAUGGGAAAACUUGA
Linum trigynum is the source of this 636-nucleotide messenger RNA. The record is from the annotation of a GenBank genome assembly. Lineage: Eukaryota; Viridiplantae; Streptophyta; Magnoliopsida; Malpighiales; Linaceae.